ACAGACAAGAAAAGAAAGUAGUCACAGAGGCAAGAGAGUGAACCUCCGGUCAGCAGCUUCACUCAUGUUUAUCCACGAGUAAAACAAGACAUGCAUUCUGUAGGCAAGUCGUGGCUGCUGCUUACAGGCUUCAUACUGUUUUAUAUCAUCUACCUGCUGUUCGGAGCGCUGGUUUUCUCCAGCAUCGAGCGGCCGGUGGAGGACAAGCUGCGACAUGACAUGGAAGCCCUGAAGCAGGAGUUUCUGGGCCAGAGCUGCGUCAACGCCGCGUCCCUCGAAAAGUUUCUGGUCAAGGUUUUGACGGCGAACAAGUACGGCGUCUCCGUCCUCAGAAACUCCUCCGCCACUUCCAACUGGGACCUGGCAUCCUCCAUGUUCUUCGCCAACACUCUGGUCACCACUGUCGGUUAUGGCCACACCACUCCUCUGUCUGACACUGGGAAGGCCUUCUCCAUCGUCUACGCCCUGAUAGGAGUCCCCUUCACCAUGCUGGUGCUCACCGCCUGCGUCCAGAGGCUCAUGUACCCUCUGGUCCUUGCUCCAGUCGGCCUCCUGCAGCGUACAGGCAUGGAGCCUCGGCCGGCCACCGUUGUGCACUUCCUGUUGCUGCUGACGCUGGUGGUGCUGUGCUUCUUUGUGGCUCCGGCGGCGGUGUUCAGCGCUGUGGAGGUGUCCUGGUCCUUCUUGGACGGGAUCUACUUCUCUUUCAUCUCACUGUGCACUAUUGGACUAGGGGAUUUUGUUCCAGGGACACAGCCUGGGCAGAAGUACAGGCAGCUGUACCAGGUCUCUGUCAUGGUCUACCUGUUUGUGGGUCUGAUGAUGAUGUACCUCCUGCUGCGCACCUUCCACAAAAUGGCCGACCUGCACGGCCUGACCACCUUCCUGCAGCUGCCGCGCUGCGAGGAGACCGAUCAGGACGAGGACAGGGAGCCCAUCGUAGAGACCAACCACGAAGACCAAACGCCCCCUCACCUGACAGAAAAAGCUGCCAGUAAGCCCCUGGAGCCGGGAUCACAGCCGUCAUACAACACCAUCAACAAAGGCUGAGCUGUGGGGAGGCAGAGAAAAGACACAGAAGCUCUACCUACCUCUGGCGAUUCCCUCGGUGUUGAACCAGUGAUAAAACACCCAGACUGGUGGGCUGAAUCUGAAAUCCUGUCUCAAUUUUUUCAUUUUGUCUUCUGUAGUAAAAAUAAAACAGAGAGCUUAACAGAGAGCUUAAUAAUAAUAAUAAUAAGAAUAAGAAGAAGAAGAAUAAUAAGAAUAAUAAUAAUGAUGAAUUGAGAUGAGAGUUUUGAGAUUCAGCCUUUGUGAGAGGACCGCCAAACAGUUUUUGAGCAGUUAUUACAUCACUUUCUGCACAUAUGAAAGGACUAUCCUAACUUGACUACAGCAACCCCCCUGGGCCAAAAGCCACAUAUGAUCCUUUUCCUCCUAAACACUGGUGUAACUAUGGCUUGCGUGUUCACACACACGAAGGGCUCGAACCAAAACUUGUGGUACAUAAUUGGUUGUUUUCAGAUCACUUUUGUCUUGCAUGUGUUCUAGACACGUUUUUUUGUUUUUUGGGGGUUUUGUUUUUUUGUGCCCUAGGUUUGGGUUGCUGUAUCAAGACUAACAAAUCUUGUCUUCAUAUAAUUGUGCUGAAACUAAACUUGGUGCUAAACACAAUCUGUGGAUUUCAACAUUUCAACUUCAUGAAAAUCUUGUACACGUUUAACUGCAUUUGUUUUUAUUUGGGUUCAUUGUUCAGCUCCUUCUCUUUAUAUUUCAAAAUAUGCACAUCAUAUGCACAUACACCUCCAGACUAUUUACCAGACGUCCAGUCAUGUUUAUAAUCCUGGGACUUAAUCGCUGGAGAGGCCUUGAAUGCAUCUUCACAAGCACGAAUGAUCACAACUGCAGUGAAAUGACAAAUGAACCUGUUACAACUUCCUGAAAUGAAGGGCUAAUGUGGACCUACACUGAGCAACAGUGGGGACGUUUACUGGAACAUGUUUCUUAUUUAAUUAGAUUUCCUGUAUGAAAGCAGUACCUUGUGUGUCUGGGUGGGCCUUCAAGAGCUACAGAAACUACAGAGAACUGUGUUUGCUUCAGGGCACAGGCUGUCCUCCUUUGUGCUGCCGCCCCCUGGUGUCUGCAUGUAUGUAGUGCAACAAGUUACCACACCUCCAGAUGAGUGUUAAAUGGGCUUAAAGGGUUGGAAUAUAGGGACUGAAGAUAAAAAAUAAAUAUGUGUUUCAUUGUGGUGAUUGAGGCCGUGAUUAAUUUCAGUGGAAAACUGUCACUUGUCAAACGCGGUAUGCUCUGUGUGAUUUAUUGUGUCUGGAUUUAUUGAAAUGCACUUUAAUGUUCACAUCAUGUAUUUUUUUGUUACCAUCAAAGUUGUAGUCAAAUGAACAGGCUAAUUAUAUCCUGCUACUGUAACAUAAUGUGUCCCUGUCCAUGUUGGUGCGUAUGUUGUACAGUGACAAGAAACAGUCAGUGAACCCUCAAUGAUCUGAGUUUAUGUAUAAAUGUGUCUUAAAAUACGAUCAGAUCUUCAUCUAAGGCACAAUUAUGAACAAACAUCAUCUAUUUUAUGUUAACUGGUGACUUAUAAUUGCCUGGUGUGAAUGUGAGUGUGAAUGUUUUAGAUAAGCGGUAUAGCUAAUGAAUGAACAAUCUAUUUUAACUAAUGACACACAAAUCAUUGUAUUGUUCUUGUCCAUAUUGAAAAUAUUCAAACACUCACAGUGUAGGCUGAAAAUAGUGUGUGAACCACUCGGCUAAUGGCAUCAACAAAAGCUAAUUGGAGGCAGGAGUUUUCAAACCUGGACUCCAGUCAAUGAAACAAGACUGGAGGUUUGGGUUAGAGACUCUUUGACUGAGUUUCUUCUUAUUCACAAGAAACAUCUGAUGUGAACCAUGUCUUGCAAGAAACAUCUCAGUGGAAUUAGAUUCAAUAAUUCUUGAUUUGCAUGAAGCUGAAAGUGUUACUGUCAUCUCAGAGUUUAGAUCUUCAUCGGUCCACAGUCAGACACACUCUAUGAAUGGAGAUGAUUUAGUUCUGUGGCUAGUCUUCCGAGAAGUGAUUGUUCAGCUAAGUUGACUCCCGCACACAACGCAAACACUCAGUAACAGGGAAGCUCAGAGUUACAGCAUAAGGCUUAAAGGAAUCACUGGAGCUGGUUAACUCUGUUCAUCAGUCUACCACACAUACAUCACGGAGCAUGGUGUCCAUGACAGGACAUCACAUACAUCCCUGAAGUUUGUCAAAGAGCAGCUUUAUACUGGGAAGAUGUUUUGUGGAAUGAUGAAACUAUAAGGUUGAAUUGUUUGGGAAGAACAAGCAGAACUGAGUAUAAAAAUGUCACUGUAUACCGUCAUGAAAACAUCUUCCCAAAGGUGAAGUAGAGUGAAGGGAGCAUUUGAUUUGGGGCUUUGUUUCCUCUGGGCCUGGACAGCUCAAUAUCAUUGUGGGGAAAAUGAAUUCCCAAGUUUAUCAAGGUCUCUUGCAGGGUUAGGGUUAGGGUUAGGGUUAGGGCUGCGGCUGCUGAAGCUCAGGAGAAGCUGGUGAUGCUACAGGACAAUGACCAUCAAAGUAAAUCUACUACAGAAGGACUUCAGACAAAGAAAAACCCACUUUGAAGAGUGGUUCAGUCAGAGCCCAGACCUUAACCCAGUACAGAUGCUGUGUAAUGAACUGAAGAGAAAUGUUCACAUCAGACAUCGUAAGAAUAUCAGGUCUGAUCAGCAGCUACUGGGAGAGCUGGUUUCAGGUUGUUUCUGUCAAAGGAGGUUCAACCAUUUAUUAAAUAUGAAUGCACUGUGAAUGUUUAAUUGCUGUUUUCAAUAAAUACACAAAAGAUUAGAAUUGUGCGUUAUUAGCUUAA
Seriola aureovittata is the source of this 3878-nucleotide messenger RNA. It is a transcript of the gene kcnk6, whose product is annotated as potassium channel, subfamily K, member 6. Bases 91 to 1050 code for a protein of 319 amino acids. Lineage: Eukaryota; Metazoa; Chordata; Actinopteri; Carangiformes; Carangidae. Gene Ontology annotation, molecular function: potassium ion leak channel activity. The transcript is spliced from 3 exons. The record is from RefSeq and is a predicted model, not a curated record. Gene Ontology annotation, biological process: potassium ion transmembrane transport; stabilization of membrane potential. Gene Ontology annotation, cellular component: membrane.